UGAAUAACUUAUUUUCGAUUUUCCCGCCCGUGUAAUUUCUUUUGAAUUUUAAAUUGGCAAUCCGUGAAAUGAAAUCUCCUAACCUUUGGAUUGAAGAGUAACAAUGGACGAUGCGAAGAAGAGGUGGAGCGUGACGUUCACGAAGCAUAUCAAGCAGAAGAGAAAAGUUUAUCAAGACGGCUUCUUAGAUCUUCACAUCUCAACGAACAAGGUCAAGCUGUAUGAUGAUUGCGAGAAUUUACUGGAAUGUAGAAUCUUGAAUAACGAUGAAGUUGUACAGUCGGGUGAAACACUGACGUUUAAUGCAUAUUUUGUUGAUGUUGGUGAUCCAGAAGGCGAUUGCAAACAUAUACCUGAUUUGAAUUAUCAAGGAAGAUAUAAGAAAAAAUCUCAGUCCGGUACUAGCCGAAGUCCGUCACACAAAAUUAUAAAAGAGUUUAAGAAGAGAGAGCUGCAAAAGUAUGGAACCCCAAAAAGUAAUUAUGAGAAUUCAAAACCGAGGAGUACAGAAUGGCAGGUCCUGUACACUACACAGUUAACUCAAAAGGCCAAGAAAUAUCAUGAUGGCUUCUUACAGCUUGCAACUAGUGGAUCCAUGGGGAGGCAGAUUAUCCUUUUCGAUGAAACCAGGAGACUCUUGGAUAGCAGAUUCCUUCGGAAAGAUGAAGUAAUAAGAUCCGGUGAAUCAACAGCAUUUGAUGGUCAUUUAGUCGAAAUUGGAGAGUGUGAAGAGAAUGGUGAAUCACUAAAGGAUUUGAAUGUUCAAGCAAAGAAUGGCAGCGUAGCUUGGAAGUCAGAAAUGAUGCCCAGGCAGCAGAAUUGCAUAAAAUCUAAUGGAAAAGAGUUCAAGAAGAUUGAAGGGCCUGGCUGUGGUGCACCACAGGGUAGUACAGAUUCAAAUUCUGAUAUAACAGAAUGGAAGGUCAUGUACACUACACAGGUGACUCAGAAAGCCAAGAAGUAUCAUGAUGGUUUCUUAAGACUUGCAAUUAUCGGAUCCCUACAGAGGCAGGUCAUGUUAUAUGAUGAAAGCAGAAAACUCUUAAAUAGUAGAUUCCUCAAAAAAGAUGAAAAUAUAAGUUCUGGUGAAACAAUAGCAUUUAAUGCUUAUUUAGUGGAUAUUGGGGACCCUAAAGAAGACCAUCAAUCGCAAAUGGAUUUGAUUGGUCAAGGAAACAAUGGCAACAUGGUUGGCAGAACAAUGAUAACUCAUGAACAGCAGAACUGUUUCGAAGCUGAUAAAUUUGUUAAAAAAGGAAAACUCCAAAAUGAUUCUUCAAGGGAGAAUGCAGGUUCAGCUUUUAGCAUCUCCAGUGUAGACGGAAUCAAAUGGAGCAAGAGUGUCCCUACAAACAAACCGUUACGAAAUGUUAUAUAUACAGCCAUUCAGAUUUUGACCAUUCUCCAAAGACCAAAGACUCCAGGAAGCGGUGAUGCUGGGUCGACUGGUAACAGCCUUAUGGGGCAAUCUUCGUCCACUAAAACUGUUGAAGUUUCUGAUGCUGUGAUAAGUGCUCCGGAUGAUAGUGAAUUACUGGUGCCACAAGAUGAAUCUUAUGAAAACUUGAACAAAAGUAGAUCAGAAGAAGACAUGAACAUUGGGAAUUGUCCCGAUCUUAUGUCUUCUAAAGCAACAUCUACUAGUACUAGUAGUGGCAGUCUAAUCUCCAAGGACAGUUAUGUUGGAAACAUCGACCAGGCUCCUUUAGGCGUUGAAAUCUGUGUUUCCCAUGGCCCUGGUGAUGGUGAAAGAAACAGCUUUGAAGAGCCUAAGGGUGAAAGUGAAACCAAAAUAAACGGAUUCCCAAGUUUUGACCUCGGAUUUUGAUCAAGGUCUAACACAGGCUAAGAAAGGCCUUAAAGAGGCCUUUGCUUUUCCCAGAAUUUUGUUCAAAAUCUUUGUUCAUGUUUCCUUCAGCAAAUGUAGUUAAUGAGACCGUUCUCCGAGGCUCUGAUGGAUACUGGGAAAUUAAAGAAAUUUUCUUAACAACUUAGCAAGAGUAUAUUAGUGUUACAACUGAAUUCAAUUUUGGAAAUCAAUUUAAAUCCAAAAGAGUUGUUUCAAAUCAA
Messenger RNA from Mangifera indica (mango), 2070 nucleotides. RefSeq lists its product as uncharacterized. NCBI's taxonomy places the organism in Eukaryota, Viridiplantae, Streptophyta, Magnoliopsida, Sapindales, Anacardiaceae. Gene Ontology annotation, biological process: double-strand break repair. The record is from RefSeq and is a predicted model, not a curated record. Gene Ontology annotation, cellular component: site of double-strand break; nucleus. The transcript is spliced from 13 exons. The coding region runs from base 104 to 1828 and encodes 574 amino acids.